AUGGGCAACGAAAACAACGGAGCGAGGAUUUCCCUAUUGACUGAUCGCAUAAAACAACUCAAAGAACAAUAUACUAUUACUGAGCCCGUACAGUAUUUCAAUCAGUCUCUUGAGCUGCGAAGGGAGAUAUUGGCAUUAACUCAGCCUGAGGAUCAUCAAAACAAAGCACUUCAAUUGCAUCUACUCAGCAAUGAACUCAGCGACCGAUUUGCCGAGACGGACGAUCUCGAUGAUAUGGAAGAAGCCAUAGAGCUCGCCAUUCAGGCGUUGGAUCUUACACCAGAAAGCGAUCCGCGGAGGAUUGUAUUCCUCAGAAGACUAGAGUUCCUAUUCGAAGAAAAGUACGAGGAGACGGAAGACGUCGCUGACCUCGAUGAGGCCAUUCGCUACCAAAGACUCUCAGUCGACGCCACAGACCCUAAUAACAGUUUGCAGAGGGCAGCCAGGUUGACUGCUCUGGGCGCGAAGCUCGACAAGAGGGCAGAGGUAACUGGGGAUAUUUCAGACUUGAACAAGAGCAUCGAGGUCUUUAGAAAGGUCCUCGAAGUAAGGCCUGGAAACGAAGACGCGCUAAAGAAUCUGAUCCAAACUCUCUACAACCGAUACAAAAUGAACGGGGAGCUGCAGAAUUUGAAGGAAUGCGCUGAGUUGCAUCAGCAGAUCACUGAUGCGUCAGCUACAGACAGAGACAAAGUGGAUUGGAUGAUAACAAGGGCCAACCAUCUGUGUAUUUUACAUGAGAGAACUGAAGAUGAAGCCUAUCUGGAAAAGGCAUUUGCGGUUGUAGGUGAGGCACUCGCCUUGGUUCCCGAAAGGUGCUGGAAGUCCAGAUGGCUUCAUUGCUUAGGGAGAUUGUUUGGCUGUCAAUAUCUGAAGACAGAAGGGCUAGCCGAUCUUGAAGAAGCUAUUCGGCUGGAGAGGUUGGCACUUGAACUGAUGCCGAACGGUGACAAUGAAGGUUGGAUCUUGACAAAUCUGGGGAACCGUCUUGGUGAUAGGUAUCUGAGAACAGAUGAUGUUGCCGAUAUCGACGAAGCUAUUGACUGCGCUAGAAAGUCGUUGGAUCUGGAGCCUGAGAAUCCUGAGCGACUCUACAACCUGGCAAUUAAACUGGGAGAUCGGUUCUCAGGAACGGAAGAUCUGGGCGAUGUCGAUGAGGCUAUCGAACUUGAGAGAAAAGCCAUACAAAUGAUGCCACUCGAUCACCCAGAGAGAGCGGACUAUUUGUAUAUCCUUGGUGACCAGUUGGGGGAUCGGUAUGAGUAUACAGGAGAUCUUGAUGAUUUAGAAGAGGCCAUCCGAAACGCCGAGGAAGCUUUGGGACUGCUGUCGCAAGACCAUGCUGUCAGGGCAGCGUGGUUAAACGGCCUUGCUACCUGUCACUUAAACCUCUAUACCACGACCGGAGACGAACAGGAUUUGGAAAGCUCUAUCAAGCAUUACGAACUAGCUCUUUACCAUGAGGCUUCGGCGCCGGAGGACCGUAUCACUGCUGGACAAGCCAUACUCUCCAACUCGUCAGACAACCAGCAACUAUAUGAUACUGCAAAACUCGCAGUGAGCCUUAUUCCUAAGCUCGUAUCAUGGUCCCAUGAGAAUCACGACAGACAGUACGUACUCGGGAAAGUAGUCGGGCUAGCAUCCGAUGCAGCAGCAGCAGCAUUGCAAGCAGGCCAAUCGCCUAUGACAGCCUUGCAACUUCUUGAACAAGGUCGCGGUAUCAUUGGGGCAUCGCUCCAAGAUAUGCGAAGCGACGUGCAGGAUCUGGCGAGGCAGCAUCCUGGUCUAGCGGAAAGAUAUCGCACUUUGCAAAGCGAGUUGGACCGGCGCGCUGAGCAUGUUAAUUCGGCGGAUGCGCAGUCGCAAGCCUCGAUUAACAGAAGACAUGCCGCUGCUAAGGAGUUCACCGAGUUGGCUGCUGAGAUCCGCGAGUUACCGGGAUAUGAAGACUUCAUGCUUGCACAUAGUGAAGACGAGAUACAUAGAGUAUCAGAGCGUGGCCCUGUCGUGGUGAUCAACGUCAGCAGACUUCGUUGUGACGCUCUCCUCGUCUCAGAGAACCAGGUCAGUGCACUGGCGCUUCCAAGCAUAAGUCUCGAAGAACUAGAGCUUAAGAUAAAACCCUGGACCCUGGCAACGUCGAAAACACUCGAGUGGCUCUGGGAUACUAUCAUGAGCCCUAUACUCAACACACUAGGUUUUACUGAAUCCCCACCAAUGGAUAAAUGGCCUCAUGUGUGGUGGAUUCCAACUGGUCCUUUGGUUCAACUUCCUCUCCAUGCAGCAGGACACCAUGCACAACAAGGGUCUGAAGCAGUGCUCGACAGAGUUAUGUCGUCAUACGGGUCUUCUAUUCGCAACAUAAUUCGUGGCCGUCGAGACUCAUCCCAGUCGCCCACCUCUGAUCAAGCACUGCUUGUUGCGAUGGAGCAUACACCUGGUCAUGACACGCUUACCUUCGCCAACGAGGAAGUUGACCUGAUAGAUGGUAUGGCCCGCUCUAUGGACCUCAAGUCAAUCAUACCUUCCCGCACCAAGAAGGAGGUCAUGCGAUAUCUCCCAGAUUGCAAGAUCUUUCAUUUCGCAGGCCACGGCCUCUCACACACAGAAGACCCGUCUAAGAGCUGUUUGUUACUCGAAGACUGGGAACGAGACUCACUUCAGGUUUCUGACCUCCUAGAUAUGAAUCUUCGACAAAAGUCACCCUUCCUUGCAUACCUAUCGGCAUGUGGCACUGGCCAGAUCAAAAACGAGACGUCAUUCGAUGAGAACAUCAACCUCAUCAGUGCGUUUCAGAUUGCCGGGUUUAGGCAUGUCAUUGGUACGCUAUGGAACGUACAAGAUGAUCUCUCUGUUGAAAUGGCAAAGAUGACGUUUCAGGAGCUGCUCAACUGCGAUAUCUCGGAUGAAUCCAUCUGCCGGGGGCUACACAAGGCGACUUGUGAGUUGAGGAAAAAAUGGAUGGUGAAGCAUGAGACUCGCCACAGUGUGACAGCUACUACUGCUUCCAAUGGUAAUCCGAGUUCAGCUAGAGACGCAUCUUUGAUAGGAAGCAUGGAAAACAAUAUUGGCUCAGCCGAUUGGGCACCGUACAUACACUAUGGGGUGUAG
Messenger RNA from Fusarium subglutinans, 3111 nucleotides. RefSeq lists its product as uncharacterized. Gene Ontology annotation, molecular function: protein binding. The transcript has a single exon. The coding region runs from base 1 to 3111 and encodes 1036 amino acids. The record is from RefSeq and is a predicted model, not a curated record. Lineage: Eukaryota; Fungi; Ascomycota; Sordariomycetes; Hypocreales; Nectriaceae.